GCUGGCGAUCACGUGACUCAAAAUUUGAGUAUAGGGACGUUGCAACAGCCAGUUGGCGGGAGUCAGUAUAACCGUUGUUCUUCGUCCAUAAACUUAUACUGUCAUCAUGCCGGGUGGUAAAGCUGGAAAAGAUUCCGGAAAGGCGAAGGCAAAGGCCGUUUCGCGAUCUGCCCGGGCAGGAUUACAGUUUCCUGUCGGCCGUAUUCACCGACAUUUGAAAACCCGAACUACAAGUCACGGCCGUGUUGGAGCAACAGCGGCAGUAUACAGUGCAGCAAUAUUAGAAUACUUGACUGCAGAAGUACUCGAGCUGGCAGGCAAUGCUAGUAAGGAUCUUAAGGUGAAGCGAAUCACACCGCGUCAUCUCCAGCUCGCCAUCCGUGGUGACGAGGAGCUCGAUUCCUUAAUCAAGGCAACGAUCGCGGGCGGAGGUGUCAUCCCACAUAUCCACAAAUCUCUGAUUGGCAAGAAGGGAUCUCAGAAAGCUGCGUAAAACGUGAAUCUAGACUAUUGCUUUGUCACCCUCUUCGCUGUAAAAAGCUUAUGAAAUCAACCAGCACUUGAAACUGCCGCCAUUAUUUUGUCGUCUUUGAAGACUGACCGUCCCCUGUACCAGGGAGACCGGGGUAUUUAGUAGUGUCGAGUUUACGCGUGUGUGUGUGUGUGUGUGUGUGUGCCGAUCGACAAUGUUUUCUCCAGAGGCAAAUCCUUGCAGAGUUACGCCGGCGUGUGUCGGACACGGAGGCGACAACACGUGACGUCACCACCGGUGGUGCUGUUGUUCUGACGCGGGCCUUAUCAAAACGAAACUGUUACAGUAGCCGUAGAUCAUAUCUCUGGUGAUCGAUCAGGUGGUCGCACCCCAUUGUAUAUAGCUGUAACUUGGUUCAAUUUUAGAUUGCAACAUUUGUGUGGUAUACCUACUCUUUUUGGCCGGAACAAAUUUUUCAGUUGAACCUAACGAGGUUUGCCUCAAAUGUCGUGUAACAUACAUAUUUUUAGUAAUCCAUCUUAGUCUUCAUUGUAAGUCCCUGAGAUUUGUGAAUCGGUUUGAGAUGGGUUUGUGUUUGUCUAUUGUCUUGUGCGUGUGUGUGUAGAAAUGAAUGUAUUUUGUCCAAGGUACGUCCUUGUCCGUGCUUAUUUGACAGAUGAUCGGAAACAUUUAACUGCAGAUCUUGUAGGUUUUUCCUUUUUCGGUAGCUUUCUGGCAUUGUAAAAGUUUGCGCGGAGGUCUGCAGGUAGCUUCGUUUCGAUUGUCACUGUCCCCUAGGCCUUUAAUGUAAGGUUUAUAGGUUUUUAAUCUUAAACUUAAAAAACUUCAAUUGAAAUAAAUAAAUAUUAGUCCAUCCAUGUGAAGAUAUUUCAUCAUUCCUGUGUGUUUAUAGCGGUAGACAUCUAGUAUUUGUUUCACUGCCACCACUGAUUCCAGUGAAUGUUAUCUCAAGUUUGGAUUAGGACUGGAAAUGGUGGUGACCAUACUGAAACUGUCAUUAUAUAGUUGGCAAACUGUGCAAAGAUUUCUAGAUUGUUCUUGUGUAGCCAUAAAUAUAAGUUAGCGUACAGUAUUUUGUUAAAGUAAUUUCAAAUCAAUUGUUUUUAUGUAUGCAAUUGAAUCGAAUUAUUCUGCUGAUUUUUAUAAUGAAGCAAUAAUGGCAAAAAUGUACUGACCGUGCAAGCUCCAACUGGAAGUUCAGAACACUGUUAUACUACUGCAUUAUCAACUCACUAGUUUUACCAGAUGUGUAACUUUUUAAUUCCAAGGUAAAAAUAUAAUACCACAAAUUUUUGUAUAAAAA
Messenger RNA from Priapulus caudatus, 1796 nucleotides. Its product is annotated as histone H2A.V. Bases 107 to 493 code for a protein of 128 amino acids. The transcript is spliced from 5 exons. The record is from RefSeq and is a predicted model, not a curated record. NCBI's taxonomy places the organism in Eukaryota, Metazoa, Priapulida, Priapulimorpha, Priapulimorphida, Priapulidae. Gene Ontology annotation, molecular function: structural constituent of chromatin; protein heterodimerization activity; DNA binding. Gene Ontology annotation, cellular component: nucleosome.